UCUCUGAGCGGUGCGCGAGACAUGGGCGGCGGCGGCCGGAGGGUGCCGCGGUGGGGCCUGCCGGCCUCGAGGUCGAGGGUGCUGGGGAAGCUGGGACCUUCCUUCGGCAUCGGCGCCGGCUGCGGCGUCGGCGUUGGCGUCGGCAUCAUCGGCGGUGCAGGAGUUGGGCCUGGAUUCCCUGGUCUACGCUUGGGAUUUGGAGUUGGCGUCGGGUGCGGUAUAGGGAUUGGAUUUGGUUAUGGUUUUGGAAAAGGAGUUGCUUACGAUGAGAGUGGGAGAUAUUCAAACAUUGGGAGAUCAAAUUGGACUUCUAGUGGCCUUCCAUCCGAAGAUCAGAUUGAUAUCCUGGUCGAUGAGCUGAUCGAAAACAGCAAGAAACUAAUCAAAGCAACAUCGAAGGAGAUUGAUAAGUGGAGGCGAGCUUAGUGCGAUUGGCACCAGGAACUGUGAUAUUGAGAUGCUCAAGGCAUUGCCGUAGCUCAUAGGCGCAGACAUCACGCUGAAACAACUAUCACUUGUUUGAGAUAUCAGUGAAUUCUUUUUAGGGGUCUUGCUGUACAUAUUUUACAAUUGUAGCAAAUGCCUGGUUUGCCCACCAUGUGCUAGGAUGCGGUUGUGUGAUCCAUUGUUGACCAUUACAUAUUAAAUAUUAUGCAGGAUCGUUGUUUCAGAUCUUUAUAGUUUAGCACGCCCAAGCCCACGUUAUAGUCCUGUAACUGUCGACCUGAGUUGCUUGUCUGUAGCUUACUCCAGUAUGUCA
Messenger RNA from Phragmites australis (common reed), 760 nucleotides. RefSeq names its product protein TRIGALACTOSYLDIACYLGLYCEROL 5, chloroplastic-like. The transcript has 3 exons. The record is from RefSeq and is a predicted model, not a curated record. NCBI's taxonomy places the organism in Eukaryota, Viridiplantae, Streptophyta, Magnoliopsida, Poales, Poaceae. The coding region runs from base 22 to 426 and encodes 134 amino acids.